This is a messenger RNA of Dermochelys coriacea (leatherback sea turtle), 2239 nucleotides long. RefSeq names its product nudix hydrolase 14 (gene NUDT14). The transcript has 5 exons. Gene Ontology annotation, biological process: nucleoside phosphate metabolic process; ribose phosphate metabolic process. Bases 235 to 903 code for a protein of 222 amino acids. Gene Ontology annotation, molecular function: metal ion binding; UDP-sugar diphosphatase activity. Lineage: Eukaryota; Metazoa; Chordata; Testudines; Dermochelyidae. The record is from RefSeq and is a predicted model, not a curated record.
GGGGGACGGGGGCAGUUUCCCCUCAGGUGAGGGCGGGGGGGGGGCGUCUUUUCCCGUUAGCUGGAGCGCGUGGGGGGAGGGGUUCCUUCCCCGUUAGCAGGACGGUUGCCGCGGGGGAGGUUCCUUAAGCCGAGGACGGUUGCCGCGCGGGCGGCGCGCGAUGCCGCUCUAGCCUGCAGGCCGGGCUGAGCCCCCGCGGUCCCGCCCCGGUUCCCGGGGCCGCUCCUGCCGCACAUGGAGGCCAUAGAGGAGCUGGCGCUGGCGCCCUGCGCCUCCUCCCGGUACCUGCGGCCCUUCCGGCUCCGCUACCGGCAGAAUGGCACUAAGAAGUUUUGGGACUUUAUGAGGACACAUGACAGUGUCUCAAUCCUGAUAUUUAAUUCCUCUCGGCAAUGCUUUGUUAUGGUGAAGCAGUUCCGCCCAGCUGUUUACAUGUGUGAAAUGGAACGGCACCGGCCUCAAGACUUUCAAAGUAAAGACCAGGAUAGCUGGUGUCCUCUAUUGGAUCCCUUACCAGCUACAGAAGGCGUGACCUAUGAACUCUGCGCUGGCAUAGUAGACAAGCCAGGACUUUCUUUGGAGGAAAUUGCAUGCAAUGAAGUCUUAGAAGAGUGUGGUUAUGACGUUCCCAUUACAAACUUGAAGAAAAUCACUUCGUUCAGGUCCGGAGUUGGUGUGACAGGUUCUAAGCAAACCUUAUUUUAUGCAGAGGUAACAGAUCAGAUGAAAACUGGAGAAGGAGGAGGCCAGCCUGAAGAGGGAGAGCUGAUUGAAGUUGUAGAAGUACCUUUACAGGACUCCAUGAAAUUUGCUUUUGAUGAGCAUUUCCCUAAGACAAUGGGCGUUAUCUUCAGCUUCAUGUGGUUCCAAAGCAAUGUUGCCCUGGGGCCACUGAAAAAAUAAAAAUGAGCACUAUGAUUUUCUAACUUGACAAAUGCCUUCCUCUUUGUUCUGUGGAUCACUGAGAUAUGGGUAAGGAAGCAGGAGGGGGAGAUGUAUACAAAAAAAUUGAUCAUAGAAUCUCUCUAGAUUUUAAAAUUAAAAUGUAGCGUGAAAUCCUGGCCCCCAUGAAAUCCAUCGCAAAACUCCCAUUGACUUAGUGGGGCUGGGAUUUCACCUUUAGUGUCUCAGGGUCAAAUCUUGAUCCCCUGUACAAAGCAUAGUAAAUAUGUUUUGUGCAAAGGAUCUCUGUUUUGGUGGAAAUCCUUUACCACUAUCCCUCAAAGCCACAAGCAACUGUGUAGUUGCUACUGCAGUCUGAGCUAUAGUACUGAUGGCUGCUUUUCCACUGUAGUAUUUGCUGCUGUCCCUACAAACAGGGUUUUGGCCAGUAGACCUAGGUAAUCAGAGACAUACCUGCCCACAUUCCCAACCCUCUGUACAUACUGCCACGGUGAGAACUGCUCCCUCGGGCACAGGCACAAAUUGGAAGAAACGUUAUAUAUUUCUAAAUAUGGUGAUGUUUUAUUUCAUGUGCGUGCACAAAGUGAGACAUUUGCAAAUGACCCUAAUGAUGAUCAUUUUCAAAUCUGAUGAUGGACCAACUGAUGAUGGACAACUGAAAGAGAGUCUGUUUUACGACACUGUAACUGUAAUCAGGUUUCAGAGUGGUAGCCAUUCUUCUCACUGUAAUGCUGUGCAUCAGUGAUAAUGCGAGUAUGAAUUAAAUAUCUAAAAGUGUGUGAGUUGACAUUGGUACAAAUGCUUCCUUGUUUGUUUUAGGGAUAAUCACUGGAUUACUUAGGGUCAAAUUUUACCCUUAUAUGCUCAAUUCCCAUUGAAGUCAGUGGGAGCUGUGUGCAUGUAUCCUCUCUCUUAAUACAGAUAGAUAUGAUUAUAAAAUAUCUGUUCUAUCAUAGAUCUGACAUAGGCCAGUUGUCAUGUAAAUCUGCUAAGUGCAUGAAUGGAAGAGAAUCAAAGCUUGCCCCUUGAUUGUGCAUCAAUUUUUGUUGUUCACUCUGUUAACAUUAAUUACCAUAGCAAUAUUAUGUGUGCUAGUGGACAAGAAGGGAAUGACAUUCUGUGAAGACUUGCAGUAGGAUGUGCAGCCUUCUGCACAUAAGUUAACUCAUUCAAAUGCACUGCAGACUAGUAGUGAGUAAUUGUACCCAGUGACUGAUGUGAAGUUAGGUGGUGGUACUAGUUUCAUUCUAAAUAGAUGUCUAAAUCACAGAAGUUACCACUGAUGUUGGUAUUUACUGGCAGCAUUGCUGGAUGUCAUAGAAGAGAGCUUAAGUAU